CGCAAUUCUGGCACAGUGUGUGUCGUGAGCACUCCCUAACCUAUUCACCAAAAAGAAAUUACCUAACACUCUCCAACUAAACUCUCUUAAAUUUACCCCCAUAAUGACAGUCGUCAAUAAAAAAAUAUCAUAAUCCAAAAAUCAUCGACGACUUCGCCCAAAACCACGUGAGCCCACUCCAAAUGAAAAUAAAAACAAAAAAAAAUGGAGGUAAUGCUGAUACAUUUUUAAUUGUUCUCUGAUUCCUUCGUGACACGAGGGUUUUCGCUACAUGACGAGUGGAAAAUCGAUGAGAAUUCUAUGAAGAAAUUGCGAAGAAGGAGGAGAACAUGACGAUGCUGGUGAAAUUGAUGACAUCUGGGGGCAUUUUUAACCCCACGAGAUUAACAAUAACUCGAAAAUGUGUCUUUCACUCUUGGAGAUGUGGGAAUCGGUCGAGCCCUGGGGUUCUGAGGGCCAAGAGCUUCCUGACGGGGCUGAGGUUCAGGACGAUUGAGGCGGUGAAAGGGGGUAAUGUUGUGGACAAGGCCCAGAAGAAGUCCGAGCUGAAGAGACUAUUCUCCCUGGCGAAACCAGAGAAGUGGAAGCUGACUGGGGCAAUUUGCCUCUUAUUCGUCUCCUCGACUGUUACUAUGGCCAUGCCAUUCUGCCUGGGGAAGGUCAUUGAUGUCAUUUAUACUGAGGACAAGGAGGAGACCAGGGAGAACCUGAACAAGUUGAGUCUGGGGCUGUUGACUGUCUUCAUUGUUGGGGGCAUCUGCAAUUUUGGGAGGAUUUAUUUCAUGAGCACUUCGGGGCACAGGAUCACUCAGGCCCUGAGGAAGAAGGCCUAUUCGGCGAUUUUAAGCCAGGAAACUGCCAUGUUCGAUAAGGUCAGCACUGGAGAACUUGUGGGACGGUUGACAGGUGACGCACAAUUAGUCUCCUCAGCAGUGACCAGCAACAUCUCAGACGGUCUCCGCUCCUCAAUAAUGACAGCAGCGGGAGUCUCCAUGAUGUUCUACGUCUCCCCCCAGCUUGCCUUCGUGGGUCUGGCAAUGGUCCCCCCGAUCGUGGGCCUGGCGAUAGUCUACGGUCGCUUCAUCAAAAAAAUCUCAAAAGAAGUCCAGAACAGCCUGGCUGUCCUCAACACCACAGCCGAGGAGCGCAUCAGCAACAUCAGAACGGUGAAGGCCUUCGCCCAAGAGUCCACAGAAAUCACAAGAUACAGUAAGAAACUCGAGGACUUGCUGUCCCUCUGUUACUCCGAGAGCUGGUACAGAGGAGUCUUCUUCGGACUCACUGGCUUUUCAGGCUACGUGAUAAUCCUCUCAGUCCUCUACUACGGAGGAGUCAUGCUGGCAGACUCAGCAAUAACCGUGGGAAACCUAUCAGCGUUUUUGCUGUACGCCGGAUACACAGGGAUUUCCAUCAACGGAAUUUCCAAUUUCUACACUGAAUUGAAUAGAGCUCUGGGGGCCAGCUCCAGACUCUUCGAGUUCAUCGAUCGUCAGCCCAGAAUUCCCAUCUCCGGUGGAGUAAUCCUGGAUCAUCCUCUCUCGGGGGAGAUCUCCUUCAGUCACAUUGACUUCACGUACCCCACGAGGGAGGGCUGUUGGAUCCUGAAGGAUUUUUCUCUUCAUUUGAAGAGUUCGUCGAUCAAUGCAAUCGUGGGGCCUUCGGGCUCUGGGAAAUCCACGAUUGCUCUUCUACUCCUGAGGCUGUAUGACCCGAACUCGGGGCGGGUGAUGCUGGAUGGACAUGACCUGAGGGAGUUGGACCCCGUCUGGGUGAAGAGGCAGAUUGGCUUCGUUUCCCAGGAGCCUGUGCUGUUCUCGGGGAGUAUUAGGGAGAAUAUCAGCUACGGCAGGGAAGAAGCCAGUGAGGAGGAGAUUUUGGAGGCUGCCAGGCUGGCUAAUGUCCUGGAGUUCACUCAGAGGAUGACGAAGGGAUUGGAUACUGUGGUGGGGGAGAGGGGAAUCACACUGAGUGGGGGACAGAGACAACGAGUUGCUAUUGCACGAGCUCUUAUCAAGAAUCCGAAAAUCUUGAUAUUAGACGAAGCAACAAGUGCCCUAGAUGCAGAGAGUGAGAGCUACGUCCAAGAGGCCCUGGAGCGUGCGACACAAGGGCGAACAGUUCUAACCAUAGCCCACAGACUGAGCACAAUAAAAAAUGCUGAUAACAUUGCAGUUCUCGAUCAGGGAAAAGUCGCAGAGACUGGAACCUACAACGAGCUGAUGCAGAUUGAAGAUGGCAUAUUCAAACGAUUAGUGAAACACCAGACAUUCAGUUGAGUGUUCAAGUACCUUCAUGACAUGUUGAAUAUUUAAGGUUGUUGGAGAAUUGUAAAUUUUGUUUAUAAAUGAGGUAUGAGGUAUAACAGUUUAUUAUUAAAAAUGAAAUUUCAUUGAAA
Diachasma alloeum is the source of this 2395-nucleotide messenger RNA. Its product is annotated as ATP-binding cassette sub-family B member 10, mitochondrial. The transcript is spliced from 4 exons. Lineage: Eukaryota; Metazoa; Arthropoda; Insecta; Hymenoptera; Braconidae. Gene Ontology annotation, molecular function: ABC-type oligopeptide transporter activity; ATP hydrolysis activity; ATP binding. Gene Ontology annotation, biological process: transmembrane transport. Gene Ontology annotation, cellular component: membrane. The record is from RefSeq and is a predicted model, not a curated record. Bases 330 to 2276 code for a protein of 648 amino acids.